UGGAGAAGGGCGGGAGAAAGGGAGCCUGGGAGCGAAGUUGAAGCUAAACCGGGUAAGCUAUAAAGAAGUUACAGGGGGGCGCUUUUGGCUCCCAAUUAGGAACAGUACCGGCUCCUAAGCACGACGGAGGAGGAGGACUCGGAAAGCACCUCGCCCGUCCCGAGCCCGUGUCCUCCUCCUCCUGCUACCCCCCCUCCCCCAUUCAUGUCCCCGGGAAGGCUGCUCAGGCGCACUCUGCGGGCUGCGGGUGACAGCAGGGAGGUUGGAGCCGAGACUCAGCCGCCGCGCAGGCAUGAGCGCAGUUAGGGGGCGGGAGCCUCGGGAGCCUCCGCGGCGCGCAAGGACGUAGGUGAUCUGAAAGAAGUUAGUUACCUGGGAUUCCUGUUCUCCACAAAACGCCUCCGAACUGUCUCCAGCGCCAAAGGGAACGAAAAGCAAACGUCGGAUAUUAUUAUGUCGAUUUUCCAAGGACAGGGGUUCUCACCACAGAACCAAUGAAAAGGCUGCCUCUUCAGGAGUCCUGCCAGCAUUUUCUACAUAGAGCUCCGUAGGAUUGCCGGGAUUUGCUGUGGACCAGCAACUUUCUUAUACUUACAUCUCACGACUUCAAGAAGGUAUUUUGUUUGCUGCACUGUCCAGUUCCUGCCAUCAUUCCGGUCUCCCUGAGCAGAGUUUAGCCUCUUCAUCCAAGUUAUGUGAGUGUGAUUGCUAAUUGAAAGAUAACUUUUGGUUUUGGAUGAGUCUGUGGAGUUUACGUUGUAAGAAGAAAGGGAGCCCGAGACACGAUGAAAGAAAAGUCUAAAAAUGCUGCCCGGACGAGGAGGGAGAAAGAAAACAGUGAAUUUUAUGAACUGGCUAAAUUACUGCCUUUACCCUCAGCCAUCACCUCGCAGCUGGACAAAGCAUCCAUAAUCAGACUCACGACCAGCUAUCUCAAAAUGAGAGUGGUUUUCCCAGAAGGGCUUGGCGAGGCGUGGGGCCACACCAGUCGAACCAGCCCCUUGGACAACGUUGGUCGAGAACUCGGCUCUCAUCUACUCCAGACUCUGGAUGGCUUCAUCUUCGUGGUGGCCCCAGAUGGAAAGAUCAUGUACAUUUCAGAGACAGCUUCGGUUCACCUGGGCCUUUCUCAGGUGGAGCUGACUGGGAACAGCAUCUAUGAAUACAUCCACCCGGCUGACCACGAUGAGAUGACAGCGGUGCUCACUGCCCACCAGCCCUACCACUCGCACUUUGUACAGGAAUAUGAGAUCGAACGUUCCUUCUUUCUGAGGAUGAAGUGUGUUUUGGCCAAGCGGAAUGCUGGCCUCACCUGCGGUGGCUACAAGGUCAUUCACUGUAGCGGCUACCUGAAGAUCCGCCAGUACAGCCUGGAUAUGUCGCCCUUCGACGGGUGUUACCAGAAUGUGGGCUUGGUGGCCGUGGGUCACUCCCUGCCUCCGAGCGCUGUCACAGAAAUCAAACUGCACAGCAACAUGUUCAUGUUCCGAGCCAGUCUGGACAUGAAGCUUAUUUUCCUGGACUCCAGGGUGGCGGAGCUGACUGGGUAUGAACCUCAGGACUUGAUUGAGAAGACCCUGUACCAUCACGUGCAUGGCUGCGACACCUUCCACCUACGCUGCGCACAUCACUUACUGUUGGUGAAGGGGCAGGUGACCACCAAGUACUACAGGUUCUUGGCGAAGCACGGCGGCUGGGUCUGGGUACAGAGUUAUGCCACCAUCGUUCACAACAGCCGCUCCUCGAGGCCGCACUGCAUCGUCAGCGUCAACUAUGUCCUCACGGACACAGAAUACAAAGGGCUGCAGCUCUCUCUGGACCAGAUCUCAGCCUCUAAGCCCACCUUCUCCUAUACCAGCAGCUCCACACCCACCAUCACUGACAACAGGAAGGGGGCUAAGUCUCGGCUCUCGGGCGCCAAGUCAAAAUCCAGGACCUCCCCAUAUCCCCAGUAUUCGGGAUUCCACACUGAAAGAUCGGAGUCUGACCAUGACAGCCAGUGGGGUGGAAGUCCCCUGACUGAUACUGCCUCCCCACAGCUCCUGGACCCAGAGAGGCCUGUUUCUCAGCACGAAGUGUCAUGUGCUUACAGGCAGUUCCCAGAUCGCAGCUCUCUCUGCUAUGGCUUUGCCCUGGACCACUCCAGGCUGGUGGAGGACAGGCACUUCCACACUCAAGCCUGUGAGGGGGGCCGCUGCGAGGCAGGCAGGUACUUCUUAGGAGCACCACCAACUGGGAGAGAUCCCUGGUGGGGCUCUCGAGCAGCCUUGCCGCUUACCAAGGUUUCCCCGGAGAGCAGAGAAACCUAUGAGAACAGCAUGCCGCACAUCACCUCUGUCCACAGAAUCCAUGGUCGAGGUCACUGGGAUGAAGAUAGCGUGGUCAGCUCUCCAGACCCUGGGUCAGCCAGUGAAUCAGGUGACCGAUACCGCACCGAACAGUAUCAAAACAGCCCACAUGAACCUAGCAAAAUUGAAACUCUUAUAAGAGCCACGCAGCAGAUGAUUAAAGAGGAGGAGAAUAGAUUACAGCUAAGGAAAGCUCCUCCAGACCAACUGGCGUCCAUUAAUGGAGCUGGGAAAAAACACUCCAUCUGUUUUGCAAACUAUCAACAGGCCCCACCAGCAGGGGAAGUCUGCCACAGCUCUGCUCUUGCCAGCACUUCACCAUGUGACCAUGUCCAGCAGAGAGAGGGAAAGAUGCUCAGCCCUCAUGACAAUGACUAUGACAACAGCCCCACUGCACUGUCUCGGAUAAGUAGUCCCAGUUCUGAUCGCAUUACAAAGUCCAGUUUGAUCUUGGCUAAAGACUACCUACAUUCAGAUGUGUCUCCUCAUCAGACAACAGGAGAGCAUCCUGCCAUUUCUCCAAACUGCUUUGGCUCCCACCGGCAGUAUUUUGAUAAGCAUGCCUAUACAUUAACUGGAUAUGCCCUGGAGCAUUUAUAUGACAGUGAAACUAUUAGAAACUAUUCCUUGGGCUGCAAUGGCUCACACUUUGAUGUAACUUCCCACCUGAGGAUGCAACCAGACCCAGCACAAGGACACAAGGGGACAUCUGUUAUAAUAACCAAUGGAAGCUGAUGUUUUUCUAAGAUAUUUUGUUUUUUCAAGGGUCUCUGAAACACAUUUAUAGUUUAAUACCCCAUUAGCAGCAUUUACUAUUCCACGGAUUGUUAGAAAGUCUAAAUUAAAGUUUCUGGCUAUUUGACAUGAGUUCCUGUGGGGGGGGGGAAUACAAAACAAAAACAGUACCAACAUUCAGGGUUAUACACAGAUAAUUAAGCUAAAAUGAAUGUAGAAAUUGCCCACAUAUUAUAGCAGAACCAUAAUAGAUAUAUUUGAAUUGAGAAAUACUAAUGCAAAUUAAGCAUAUAUGCCACUUGGAAGGGCUGAUGAAUGAAAACAUUGUGUCGUGACAAUCUAAUAGAAUUCAUACACAUAGACCUUAUGCUACUUACAAACUGCUAUGUACACUUCACAUGCAUAAAUACACAAAAUGGGUACUUUUCCUUACCUGUCACAUAAAGCUUCUUAAGGAAACACCAGUUCUCAAAAUAAGUAAAGAAGAGAAGGGUAUGUCUUGUAAACUUGUUUCUUCUUCUUCAUGGUUUUAAACUACUCCACCCAUUUGGUUCAUUAGAGAAAUGGUGCUGGUUACAGUACACAAGUGUGUUUUCACCUGGUGUCCAUUACAAGCAGUCAGGAAGCAGUAAUUUUCCACCUUACUUUUGAGUUAGACAUGGACCAGGAUUGGAUUGACACAACAGUAAGGAUCUUUCUAAGCCACAGCAUUGAAAUGUUGGGAGACAUGUAAAAAACAUAGCCUACUCAAUUGUAAGUGGUUUAGUGAAGGAAAGGGCAAAGCAGUGUAGAAUGAUACUAAAUCUCAAAACAACUUUUGAGACUGAAACAGGUAAACAACAUUUUGGGGGCUAGUGUACAAAACACACAAGUCAGAAAUUUAAACCAGUUUACCCAGACAAAAUGCUGAUAACUGCAAAAGUAACUAAGGAAGUUCUGUAAAGUACUACAAGACAACAGGAUAAGUGUUUUAAAACAUUUGAAAACACAGAUACGACAGUGUGUCAUAUGUGAAAAGCCUCUUGAGAGAGAGUCUAAGAUAAAAGCUUAGGCAGAUAGACAAGUGCUUCCAAAGGUGCAUGGGAAAUUCACAUGGAAAAAUGUUGACUUUCUUUGCUGUUUGUAGACACUGAAAACAACAUACUUGCUCCUAUGUCCAUGUAAAUAGUUCAGUAAACUAGAUUCUAAGAUCUCUGGGUUUCCAUUCUGCUCUUUCCUGUCACUUAAUUUUGGGAUCAUAGAUACAUCACUCACAGUCCCUGCAUCCUGGUUUUCUGGUCUGAAAGGCAGCUCUUGUCUAUGGUUCUGUGAUUCAUUGGUAGAAGUAAACUUGUAAACAGUUAAAUCUCUGUUAUGAGUUUUUAAGAUUGGUAGUUCUGGAUUUUCCAUACAUUCAGAGGUCUAGAUACUUUGUUACUUAGGCAAUGUGUGGUCUCUUUCAGGCAGGAGGAGUUAUAGUCAAUUCUCUCUUAGAUGCAGCCAAAUGUAGAUGGUAGAAAUUUAUGAAGUGGAAGAAAAAAAAGUAAGAUUUACUUAAUGCACUAUUCUCUACUAUUCAAAGAAAAAUGACAUGUUUGGUUAGAAAAGUUACAUGCAUAAUAUUUUUUCGGGAUUCACAUGCCUGUUACUUUUGCCAUAUUUAAGGGGGAGAAUGUACUGGAAGGACUUGAUGAGUAUGAAAACAUUACAUGGUAUUGGACACUCAGGGAUUCAUACUGUAUUUUCAUCACUCAACACAGUCAUUUGGUGACAGUCUGUAUGACAGGAAACUUAGAGUUGAACAUUGGGUUGUUUGUACAUGAGGCUACAAAAAAUUAACUACUGCAGUAUAACAGAAUAAUAUUAUCAAUGAAAAUGAAGAAAGGUGCAAGUCAGUGAGAAAAUAGCCUAUGUACUUAAAUAUACUUUCAAAAAUGCUGAAAGGACAAUGAAAACUAAAAUUUGAACUCCAUAAGAGAAAUAUUCAGUAAUUUUGAGAAAAUUAUUUCUGAGAAACACACAGGACAGAUGAUUUGGAUAAAAUUUCAACAUGAGAAAUGUUUUCAGAGUGGUGAUGGUUUUGCAGAAUUCUGUAGACAAGACACAAAUAUUUGAUAAAUAUGUAUUUUGGGCAGAAAAUCUAUACAAGUAAGUUCUAUUGCUGGGUAUCAGAGGUACCUUCUGUAACAAAUAGAAAGAAGAAACUAGGAAUUUGAACUAACACUAAAGAGAAGAUUGUCACUAAAGGAAUUCCAGUGGAGUUUUUGAUGUGGAGGAUAACUUAUACAAAAAUAAAUUGUGGACUCCACAGACAAAGCCUCAUAAGGAAGAUCAAUGCUUCCCAGAAUGCCAGAACAAAUAUUUUUCAAAAAAAGACAGAAUCUUCUAAAUUAUAUUUUGGUUAACAAUCUUGGUAGAUUGACCCAUUUAAAAUACAUUAGCCAUUUAUUUAAUUAAACAAAUGUCAAUUUUGCAGUGGCAAUUUUAUAAUAUUGCAUAUAAUGCCUCAUAGACUCACAAUAUAUAUAUCUUACAUUGUUUUGCAGAAUGGCAUGAUUAUUUAAAUGACUCAAAAUUAAUUGACCUUUUACAACUAGGUGACUUCUUCCUGUUCAUAUAGAUACAUAAAAUGUAUUUGUAAUUUACAUUAUUUUGUUCUCUACAGGAACAUAUUUGCUCAUAAAGAAUUAUUAUCUGUGUCUUAAAAAUGUGGGGUGUAAAAUAAACACAUUCCCAGUAACAAGCAAUUAAAAUUAAAUUAGUUUUAUUUUUAAUCCUUGAUUUUUCCCAUCUUUGCUAAAAAAUUGAAAGCCUGAGAAGCAUGUUCCCUUCUAUCACUUUGGGAAUUCAUAAAAAUGUUACAUCCAUUUAUAUCACUACAACAUGCACAAUUCAUCAGUUUCUAAAAAGUCAAUUUUAUCUGGAAAUAGUAAGACUAUCUCUGAUGCCCAUUUCCUUUUUUUACCAAGAUAAAAUUUAAAACUGUAUAUGACCAAUGAAAUAUCUAUUUCCCCAAUCUUCCUUGUGAAAAUUCUGUUAAAAUUAUUAUUGAGAACAUACAGCUGAUAUAUUCUUUUUGGAUGUAUUUUUAAGGUCAGAGACAAUGUAGAUCAGACAUUUAUGUAUGCUCUGGCUCCACAAAUCUUUUGACAUCACAUGCAAAAUCUAAUGUGACAGCAUUUCUAAAUUGUACUUGCCUGUAUAAGACACUAUGUCAAAACUGAUAGGACAUUCAAAACCAGACAGGAUGUAAUAAACAAUUUCUUCAGUGUUCAUACAGAAAACUACUUAUUAUUUUCUGAUUCUAGUUUAUAGGGCUGGAGUAUUCCCAGCAAAUACUAUUCUUAACGUCUGCACCCUGCUGCCACAUGCUGCCUUUGGGCAGAGAAUCUCACUUAAAAUAAGCUUGAAUGAUAUCUCCUUAAAAGAAUAAUAUGUUCCAUUUCCAUUUCUUUUUUUUAUGUGGACUUUAAUCCUAAUAUGAGAUUAUUUGGAAAGUAUGAAUAGAUAUUUUUAAAUAAAAUGAAAGCCCCCCACAAGAUCUAGAUCACAUGAUAAUAUAGCUGGAAACACUCUGAAUACAGACUUGCUGUUUCAUAACUCUGUCUUUUGCUCAGUAUCUCUCUGUUUGUUUCUCUCUCUCAGAACCAGUUAAUCACUAAGCUAUUUGUAUGAUCUAUUAGUGCUAGCAGUAAUUGAGAGUGACAGAGUGAAAGCUGAAGACUUGACUGGGAAUCACUUAUCUUGCCUGGAAUAGCUUACACUGUGGUACAGUCCUUCUUGUUAAAAAAAAAAAAAAUCGAAUGUCUGGCUUUGGUUUCUUAGUUCACUCAAAUGAUAGAUGUAGACACAUAUCCAGUUUUCUGAAUGACUUAACAAAGAAUGUAAGUCCUCCAAAUUAGUAACUGAGCGUUCAUGUAAAUGUCAGGUUUUUGUGAGUAAGGAUUUCACUGUAGGUAAAAAUCUGUUGGCUAGCUCUUACUGUGAAAAUAUAUGGUGGAUAAGACAUUCUAAAUUUUAAUUGAGUGACAGAACAGCUGUGGAUACAUGCAAGUGUAUCAUAAAUAGGAAAUGUUCUUGGGGGAAAGUUUUGAGUAGUGUUUAUUUCUUGUGCACAAAGGUUGUACGGGUAGUGCUUACAUUCAAAAGGUAAGAUGACACUCAAUUCCAUAUAGACAUUUGUUCAGCGUUCCUUCUCUAAGACUGUGCACUGUGCAGAAAAUACACCACACACACACACACACACACACAUACACACACACACACAAUGACUUUUAUAUUACUUUGAGAAUUUAUAAAUGUGCUAUCUCCAAUGUGAAUGUAUGAUGAUUCAUACAAGAAAUUCUAAUUCAUAAUUUUAAGCUAAUCAUUGUAGUUUUAUUUACUGGGAUUUGCUGUGUAAACUUUGCCUUCAUAAACAAGGAAAGAGGUAUGAUAAUCUUAGACAUACCAGAUCAUAUUAAAUUUCUACCCAAUAAUUAAGAUGUGUUUACAUUUCAAAAGAAAUGAAAUUGGCAUGCACAAAUUUUUCUAAUAAUUGUAACUUCUUUUCAAAGGAAUAGAUUAAAAAAAAAAGAAACAAGAGGCACUUCAAGAAAGAUAAAAUAUUUUAUGCUUGUUUUUUGACUGACAUGCUAUAAAAAGGAUUAUAUUUGUGAGAGAAGAUACUGGUUCAAAAUACCCUCUUGCAAUGUAUAGUUUUUAGUGAUAUUGUAGUAUAAACUUGUAAUUUGAACUUUUACUUUGGAAUGUAAAGUAGAAAAUAAUAGCUAUGUCAAUGAUAUCUUGCAAAGUGUUUCCAUUUAUAAUUAUUUAUAUUGUAAAUAGCUUUCUGAAGUAAAAUUGAAGUUAAUGUCCAUAAAAUGUAUUUAUUAUGUGAGGAAUUUUUGGUUUAAAAUAUAGUUACCAACAUGCA
This is a messenger RNA of Peromyscus maniculatus bairdii (prairie deer mouse), 7977 nucleotides long. RefSeq names its product SIM bHLH transcription factor 1 (gene Sim1). Gene Ontology annotation, molecular function: protein dimerization activity; DNA-binding transcription factor activity, RNA polymerase II-specific; RNA polymerase II transcription regulatory region sequence-specific DNA binding. Gene Ontology annotation, biological process: regulation of transcription by RNA polymerase II. The record is from RefSeq and is a predicted model, not a curated record. NCBI's taxonomy places the organism in Eukaryota, Metazoa, Chordata, Mammalia, Rodentia, Cricetidae.